Maniola jurtina (meadow brown) is the source of this 6095-nucleotide messenger RNA. It is a transcript of the gene mnb, whose product is annotated as serine/threonine-protein kinase minibrain-like. The transcript has 12 exons. Gene Ontology annotation, molecular function: protein serine/threonine kinase activity; ATP binding; transcription coactivator activity. Gene Ontology annotation, cellular component: nucleus. Lineage: Eukaryota; Metazoa; Arthropoda; Insecta; Lepidoptera; Nymphalidae. Gene Ontology annotation, biological process: peptidyl-threonine phosphorylation; positive regulation of DNA-templated transcription; protein autophosphorylation. The record is from RefSeq and is a predicted model, not a curated record. Bases 462 to 2081 code for a protein of 539 amino acids.
GCCGCGCGGCUCGCCGGCACAUACCCGCGCCUUAUCGCCUGCGCCCGUCGCCGCUGAUAUUGACAAGUUUCGCGUUCACAACAACGCCACGUGUAUAAACAUUGUUGCACAACAAUAACACACGGCCGCCAGUGACGCGCAAGGACGCGCCGACCCAAACAAUUCCGAACGAUAGUUUAAUAUAUUAUGAACUGCGCUCCCACGCUUCUACUGGUGACUGGUGGCUGGCGACACCCGCCACCGAUUCCAUGUCACUUGUCACACUAAAUCAUGGGACACCCGCGUACCGUGACUUCCAAUAGUGGCGCAGUGAUUAAAGUGUUAGCACUGUUAGCUGUUCAUUGUUGUUCUAAUAAAACGUGCUCUCGGCUCUUUGUUUUCAAACCAAAUGAUUACGCUCAGUGAUAAAUUCUUUGUUCUGUGUUUAUUUCUUAUAUUGGGAUGCACUUUGGAUUUGCGGGAUGUCUAUACUAAAAGAAGAAAAAAGUGACGAUUUGGGCGUGGUCGGCGGCGGCAUGCCGGAAGCCGCCGGCGGCGAGAGGCGCCACGUCCCUCUCUAUGGCAGGCUGGUUGCGGAGGAGCAGCUGGCCUCCAUGAGCGCGCCCUCGGACAUUCAGGUGAGCGCCCCCGCGCGCAACCCAAGAGCUUUCUGCUGCUACCCUAGCCGCGCACAGGCCAUGCAAGCUCGAAUACCACACCAUUUUCGGGAUCCCUCAACAGCGCCGUUAAGGAAACUCAGUGUGGACCUCAUCAAAACCUACAAACACAUAAACGAGGUAUACUACGCGAAGAAAAAACGGAGAGCGCAACAGUACCUCGGCGACGAUGGCUCACACAAAAAGGAACGAAAGCUCUACAACGAUGGGUACGACGAUGACAAUCACGACUACAUCAUCAAACAAGGCGAAAAGUUCCUCGACCGGUACGAGAUCUCGUCGCCGAUCGGCAAGGGCUCGUUUGGACAGGUUGUGAAAGCGUACGACCACGAGGAGCAGUGUCAAGUAGCGAUAAAAAUUAUUAAAAAUAAGAAACCUUUCCUAAAUCAGGCACAAAUAGAAGUCAAGUUACUAGAAAUGAUGAACAGAGCAGAUGCCGAAAAUAAGUAUUAUAUAGUAAAACUGAAACGUCACUUUAUGUGGCGGAACCACCUGUGCCUAGUGUUCGAGCUGCUGUCGUACAACCUGUAUGACCUGCUGCGGAACACCAACUUCCGGGGCGUCUCACUCAACCUCACGCGGAAGUUCGCGCAGCAGCUCUGCACCGCGUUACUGUUCCUUAGUCAACCUGAACUAAAUAUAAUUCACUGUGAUCUUAAGCCUGAGAAUAUACUAUUAUGCAACCCCAAGAGGUCAGCCAUCAAGAUUGUGGACUUCGGCAGUUCGUGUCAACUAGGUCAAAGGAUAUACCAGUACAUCCAGUCAAGGUUCUACCGAUCACCGGAGGUCCUGCUAGGCAUCCCCUACGAUCUGGCGAUCGACAUGUGGUCCCUGGGCUGCAUCCUGGUCGAGAUGCACACGGGGGAGCCUCUGUUCAGCGGCGCCAACGAGCUGGACCAGAUGAACAAGAUCGUCGAAGUGCUGGGCAUGCCACCAGACCAUUUGUUAGAUCAGGCACACAAAACCAGAAAGUUCUUCGACAAAUUACCAGCGUCAGAAGGCGGUGGUUACGUCCUAAAGAAAGUUGCCGGCAAAGACGGCGGAUACAGAAAGUACCGGCCGGCGGGCACGCGGCGGCUACACGACAUCCUCGGAGUCGAGGGAGGCGGGCCUGCGGCGCGGCGGCGAGGCGAGCCUGGUCAUUCAGUCUCCGACUACCUUAAGUUUAAAGACCUAAUUCUGCGCAUGUUGGAGUACGACCCCAAACAGCGCGUGACGCCGUACUACGCGCUGCAGCACAACUUCUUCAAGCGCACGGCCGAUGAGGCCACCAACACGCAGCAGGCGCAGUCGCACCACCAACACGUGGGCGGCGCCCGGCUGUGGGGCGGCGCAGAGCGUAUGGAGGUGGAGGGCGUGCGGCGCGACGACGACAUGCUGCAGCCUGUCUGCCAGCUGCAGCACUCGCCCGUCGCCAUCCACUAGCGCCGCGCGCGCGCCGACCCGAGCCGAGCCGGGCCCGGCGCGGCGCCGCUCGCACCCGUCGCCCCUGUCGCGCCCGGCGCCAAGCGCACGCGCAACAGGCGGCGCAAGCACCCGAGGAACUGAGGACCAGACUGUGACGUGCACCGAGUGCAGUGAUGACGCGACCUAGUGCCGUGCCGCGAUGUGAACUAAGUUACUUUGUACGUGCGUGUCUGACACGUCACUCCGGGAGUCUAGUCGCGUCGAGCGUCGCGCGUACGCGAGUCGUGCAAGUGACGAGUGCUCAAAGGAUAGAGUAUGAUGGUUGUGUGCGUGUGGACGUUCGGCGAGCGCGGACGCGUCCGGCUCGCCCGGAACGGCUUAGUAUAAUUCCUUGCUCCAUAAUCAAAGACGAUAGAGUUAAUUCGCUCUAGUAUUCGUAAGGCGGAGAGUGUGCGCGAGAGUCGGUGUAGUGUAAGUAAAGUUAAAUCACUCUAUAUUUAGAGGACGGUAUAGAUCCACGUGGACUACCGGCGGUAGCGAGUAAUGCAUAGAGAAUGGGGACACCACGGCGUCGGAUAGUACUCUAGUACAAUAUGUGGCAACACUUGCGGACUGAAUCCAUAUUUAUAAUUCUAUAUUUUUAUUUAAUGCGAUAAGUCUGAUUGUAAAAAGUAAUGAUGGCGAUUAGUUACUCUGUAACAGGAUUGUAUGUAUUAUUGUUCGUACCGCUUCUCGACGUACUUAGAGUGCCGCGGCCCGAGGCCGAUCGCAUCCGGAUGCAUGGCAUGAAAGCUAGGUUUUUUUAUUGUUACGCAAUGCAUAUCAAGGACGCAAUAUGGUAGAAAAUAAAUAUUGUACAUAAUGUUAGGAGGCCGACUAAUAAUGGAUACAGACUGCAACUUCAACCGGUAAUAUAGUUUAGAUACGUCUAUGCUAGUUAAGCUUUCGUUCAGUUAUUAUCGCAAGCUUUAUAUUUUUUUAAAGUGUCGGCAACUGAUGACUGAGAAAUCAAAGGGCCAAAACAGAAUUUCGUUUAUCGAUACAACCGAAUAAAAAAUAGUAUAAAAUAAUAAAAAAUGAAGUAUUUUUUGAGUGCACAGAUUGAUUGGAUUCGAUACUCCUGACGUUGAAAUCAUUUGAAACUUUGCCCUCGCAUUUCAGAGUUGUUGUAUAUUGUAAAUGUUUUUAUUUCGGGUCUCGAAUGCGCGAGAUUCGAGGAUCUGUACAUCAAUACACGCGUACUGUGUAACACAAUAUAUAUAGGUUAUUUUUGACCCAUCGGAAUAUUCAGACGAUAUGUAAAACAAAGAAUAGUGUAUAGGUAAUUCUAUAAAAACACAAAAUGUACUUGUAGGUUACGGGAAUGUUGAAUCAUAUAUAAAAAUUUUUGGGUAUUUCAGAUAGGAGUUAAUAAAUUAAACUGACUUGUUCAACCUUUUUGGAUUUGAAUCUACAAUAGACUAACCUCAUUGCAACAGACUGGUCGUAACUUUGUAAUGGAGAUAUUUUGUAUAGCGUACACUGAAUCACUGCCUUAUUGUGCCGGAACUCCGAGAGCCCCGCCGCGCGCCACGCGCUCGCCGUGUGGCUCGGGCUAGCGCGGGCACGCGGCGCGCGACGGUCCGCGCCGAGCGCCGCGUGCCCGCCGUGUGGCUCGGGCUAGCGCGGGCACGAGGCGCGCGGCGGCCCCGCGGGGGCUCCACUCGGGCGCCGCGAUUUAGCAAAUUAUAUUUUUUUCGAUUGUGUAUAGUUCGUGACGACUGAGUCGCCCGCCGUGGAGCCUCCGAGGAAACAUUGCAACUGAAAGCAGAUUUUUUUGUGCUGCAGAAUGUUGCCGUGAUUUUUUAUAAGAAAAAAUAACUCCCUCUCCCCCCGAAAAGUUAUUUUAAAAUUAAACGAGUUUGUAUGGUACGAUUAUUUUCAUACAUGAAGCAUGAAAGUAUUCUCUUAACUUGCGUUCCUUAGCUCGGUAAGCGCUGCGACUGUUUUCUCGAUCUAUUUAUUGUUUUCAUUGUAGAUUUGAAUCUAUUUCUAAUCUCUCUGGUCUGAAAUAUAAAUUUUUCGAAUAUCUGUAUCAUAUUUACUGUAUUUUAAUACUUUUUUGCUUCAUGAGGUUAUAGGAUUGUUAGAGAUGUAAGAAAUAGGUAUGGGAAACAUGUUUUCGUUUCAUUCUAGGGAAGUAACAAAUUAUGCCAGCGGGUUUCCGAACAGUCUUAAAACUAUUUAUUUGUUUUUUUUUUUUUUGUAUCAAUGAUAUUAUUAUAAAUGGUUUGUUUUCUUCAACUAUUAAAUCUGACGAAGACUGUAUUAGAUUUUUGUUUUGUUACAUUUUCCUUUGUUAUUAAUUUAAUCUAGAAAUUUGAUGAAACCUGAUUGUUCAACUUUAAUUUACAUAUUACUUUAUGCUCUAUGUUGUUCAGAGUGACUUGUCUUGGAUUCAGGCGUUUUAGUAAAUCUUGUAGUAGUUAUUUUAAUUGUUUGCCGCCACGAAUCCUUCCUUUGUCAUCGAUAAUAUUAUAGACAUACGAGUCAUUCUGGAGUCACAUGCAUAAUAUCAGCUGCCUUAGGGUCAGUGCACACCAAGCGGAAAACUGAUCGAGAAAAUGCAAACACUUGUCUUAACAAUUCUCCACUGAUACAAUUAAAUAUCUAAUUCAAUUCAAACAGAAUUCUAAAUAGUUUGACAUAAGCAGUCUUGACUGAAGAUUUUUGUAUACCAUCAUGACAUCAAGUUUAUUGAAUUAGAUCUUUUAAUAAAACUACAGGCUCAAAAGGGUUAAAACCUGUUAAAAAAGAAUGUAGGUACAACUUUUUAUUGCAACUGAGUGGUGAUCUACUAUUUCAUCUCAACAGAACUUAGUAAGGAUUAAGAGAUCGCUUCUGUCAAAAACUGAGUUUUAUACGGAGAUGAGUCGCGACUGAGUAGCCAGUAGCAAUUGUCAUAAAAAAUUAAACAAUCGAUCCGAAAGACGGUACUUAGGAUUUAGGACAAUUUUUGGUUUCGUUAAAUAAUUGAUGUUUUGCCAGUUAUACUAAAAAUCUGACAAAAAAAUUAUCAGGCAUUGACAAAUCAGCCUUUGAAAUUGCAAAAAAACGAGUGACAGAGUCGUAUUAUGCAAUAUGCCCGCUCUUUACUGGCAUAGCAAUUGCAACGCGAAUGGCCGUGAACACCGCAACAUAAACCAUACUGUUUCGGGCCGCUAUUCGCACAGGAUAAAAAGCGGGCUAUACCAAAAAACGUGCGUAGUGCAUAUUAAAUUAUUAGAUGUACCGCUUGACAGAUGCUCAUGGGGUAGGGAGCGGGUUGCGGGAGGGUGUUAGUGACGUCGAAUUCCUUGACUUUUACAUCAACUGUCACCUUCCCGCGAUCUCGUGCGGUAUCGUACCAUCUCAGUGAAACGGUAUAUCUAUAUCUAUAGAUACUUCUUGGCGCAUUAUCUCACUGUCUGUUUGUAAAGCCUGACGUCCACCUGAGACGCGCCGAAUCGAGCCGAAACGUGUCGACUGAAAGUAUGAUAAACGAUUCGACUCUGCGAACAAUAAUCGCGCCAUUGAUCGACGCAGUUUUAAAGUAAUAGGUGACGAGUUUUGCGAUUCGCUUCGACUCGGCGAGCCUAGUGGAUGCUACCCGUAAUAAUUGUAAACUACGUUGGAAAUCAGUGGGUGAAGAAGAUCGCGCUUACUAGAUCAGUUUGUGCUUGGUUUGCGCUGCCGCUUGCGGGAACCUGCCAUACAAUAUUAUUUUACAUAAUCGAGCCUGAAAUACGUGAUAAGAGAACUGGAAACACCAACCUAUUGAAUAAUUGUAAACCGAUACUAAGGAUGGCCCUAGAUGUUUCGCUUGAGUAUGUAUAAUACUGUAUUUAUUUGUAUUUGUACUGUGACAUGGUAUCGUUGACGCGAGUUGACGCUGCGCGAGAGCUAAAUGUUUAUUUCCUAUCGAAUUGUCAGUUCGCAGGCACUGUAACAAUAAAAGGAUAGAGCUUUAUGUCACUAAGUUUUGUAUUUUAAAUCAAUAAACGAUAGCAAUGA